GGGUCCUCUCGCAAAAUAUGGAGAGCAGCUACACAAUGGUAACCUGAGAGAAUACAAUAUAAUAAAAAUGAAAAUACCAAAAAGGAAGCUAUUCCUCCUAAUUAUUUUUGCAUAUGUGGCAUUUUCACUUUAUGCUGCAUACAAUGUCUUCUUCAGCACCAAAGUCAUCUCCCGUGUUCACCGGGUGGUGAAGAAAGAGACGGGGGCACUCUCGGGUGGUGUCAGAGAUGGCGGUGCUGCUCCAUUUUUAGCUCGCGAUUGGAAUCCGUGGGAGGAUGAACAGGUGGACUACAACUCUGCUCUGACCAAAAAGAGGGAUGCCUUCAAACAGCACCUGGGUCGAAUUGACAAGAACAAACCAAAACGAUACAGGGUACAAAUCUGGGGUAAAGCUGCCAUAGGGAUUUACCUUUGGGAACAUAUUUUAGAGGGACCCCUCAACCCUACAGACAAGAUCGCACAAUGGCGAGAGGGAGAACUGAAGUCAGGAAAAAUUGAUUUCAGUUUCUACACAGGCCCUGCUGUGGUCCAGGGUCAUGUCCCUCUGGAUAUGAAUAGCCUGGUUCUGGUUCUGAAUGGCCGCGAGCAGCAGAAGGUCUCUUACUCCACACGGUGGCUGGAGCAUGUCCAAGCUCUAGUACAGUCCCACAGAGUGUCACAUGUGGCUGUGGUCCUGCUGGGAAAUGAGCACUGCAACAACGACUUCAUUGCCCCAUACUUAAAGAGAAAUGGUGGAUUUGUGGACUUGCUGUUUCUAGUGUACGACAGCCCCUCGGUCAACGACAAGGAUGUCUUCCAGUGGCCUCUUGGUGUCGCCACAUACAGGCAGUUUCCUAUGAUCAGGCCCAAUACCCAACUGAUUACCUCCAACAGGCCAUACCUUUGCAAUUUCCUCGGAACUGUUUACAAAAAUUCCUCCAGAGAAACUCUUAUGCAGGUGCUGAAACAAUCUGGUCUGGAUAAGGAAUGCAUCACCACUGCCAGGGAGAUGUGGCUCGCUCAGGAGACAGCAGAAAGUUUGAGACGCUAUCAGACAGCUCUGGCUCAGAGCGAGCUCACUCUCUGCCCAGUCGGCAUCAACACAGAGUGCUACCGCAUCUACGAGGCCUGCUCCUAUGGCUCAGUGCCCGUGGUGGAGGAUGUACUCACUCCUGGGACUUGUGCGGCCGGGUCCAGCUCCCCACUACGUCUGCUCAAGGCUGCAGGAGCACCCUUCAUCUUCAUCAGUGACUGGAAAGAACUGCCGGCCAUCUUGGAGAGGGAGAGAGCAAUGAGCCAGGAGCAGAGGGUGGACAGGAGGAGGAGGCUGCUGGAGUGGUACGCCAGCUUCCGUCAGCAGAUGAAGGAGAGGUUCACUGAGGUCAUCGAGGAGACUUUCUUCAAAGACGGUUGACAGUGGUGUUUAAUAAACAAACAUUUCAAAGAUAUACAGGGGUAGACGUUCAAUAUUGGUUUAUUUUGUGGUUCUUGGAUAAAUGUGACAUACUACUGAUGUUGUGAGCCUGAUGAUGUUCAGUGUGAUAUUCCUGUGCGGGUUAUUAUAAAACCAUUGUUGUGUUGUAAGGCUGCCAUUACUAGUCAUUAAAGGGCCCUGUGACAUUAGGACAUGGGUCAUGUUUAUCAUCUUAAUGUUUACAACGGUGGAAGGUCCAGGUGUUUGGAAAUACUAAUUUAUACUGCCUUUGCAUUUUGAAGAUCUUAUAUUAUUUCAACCAUGUUUUAUAUCUGUUUGUACGCACUUAAUAUUGUGAUUUUUAGGAAACGCUAAACGUUCAGAGUAAAAUGAGAUGGUAUGUGUUUUUAGGCCUCAUUUGAAAAUGGUGCUUAGAGCUUUUUUUUUGGUAAGCAACUUUAAAAUGAAUGUUGUUGCUGUGGCAUGUGACAAUUUUCUGAUCAAAACUUUUUAUUUUAGUGGUGUGCUGCAUGGAUUUAUUAUUAUUUAUUUUUUUACAGUGCAAGACAAUACAUUUGAGUGUUGUCAUGAAGAGAAAUGAGUGGAUGUGCUUGUUCCUGUGCAUUUAUUUUUCAUACACUGCAGAUGGCGCUGUGGUCCAGGUCAUGUUUAGUGGCUACAAUGAUCUCAGAUGAUGGUAAAAGCUUUUUGAAGUUGGGCAGAAAUUAAUGAGCAAAAGCAUGGUUCUAUCUUCAAAAGUUUGUUGAACUUAUACUAAGACGAUGUGUUUAUUACUGUCUUUUUGGAACAUAUGAUAAAUAACUUCUUAACAAUAAAAUACAUGUCUAACAUAUAUUGGCUUA
Molecule: messenger RNA, 2256 nt
Organism: Cyclopterus lumpus (lumpfish)
Lineage: Eukaryota; Metazoa; Chordata; Actinopteri; Perciformes; Cyclopteridae
Gene: rxylt1
Product: ribitol xylosyltransferase 1
Exons: 6
Coding region: 68-1393 (441 amino acids)
Biological process (GO): protein O-linked glycosylation via mannose
Cellular component (GO): Golgi apparatus
Molecular function (GO): ribitol beta-1,4-xylosyltransferase activity
Source: RefSeq, a predicted model, not a curated record